Molecule: messenger RNA, 1989 nt
Organism: Saccharomycopsis crataegensis
Lineage: Eukaryota; Fungi; Ascomycota; Saccharomycetes; Ascoideales; Saccharomycopsidaceae
Gene: DPB11
Product: protein kinase activating protein DPB11
Exons: 1
Coding region: 1-1989 (662 amino acids)
Biological process (GO): mitotic DNA replication checkpoint signaling; mitotic G2 DNA damage checkpoint signaling; DNA replication initiation
Source: RefSeq, a predicted model, not a curated record
AUGUACAGUAGCUCAAAACCUUUUAAUGGAAUACGGUUCAGUUGUACCGGUAUCUCUGGGGAUUUGAGAUCAGAUAUUGCCCAUAAGAUCAAUUCUAUGGGAGGUACCUAUUAUAAUAACUUGAUGAGUGAUGUUAGUGUUCUUGUUGUCGGUGAUACUAAUACUGAUAAAUAUCGGUUUUCAGUGCAAAAAAGAUAUGAUUUAAUAUUCAUUGAAGCUUCAGCUAUUGUUAAACUUCAUAAAAGAUGGAUUGAAGGGGAAAAUAUCACCAUCAAAACUGCUGAAGACGGCAGUGAAGAUCAUUCUUAUCUUGGUUUCCUACCAAGGUUUAAGCCAUUCCAAGAUUUAAGGAUUUGUAUUUCGAGAAUAGAUGCAAAAGUGUUUAAUGUCACAAAACAGCGUCUUGCGGAAUUGAUAAACUUAAAUGGAGGUGUUUCAACCGAUAGUUUAACAUCAUCAAUAAAUUACUUGGUGACUACAGAUAAAUCAGGAAAAAGGUUCAGCAAAUCUGUCGAAUGGGGUAUUCCAGUUCUACACCCUAAAUGGAUCACAGACUCUAUUAAACGUGAAGCCAUGUUGGAGGAUAGAUUUUACAAUAUUUGCACUAUCUCUGAUUUCAACGAAAUUGGUAAAAAUUCUUGUGAUAUUUGGAGAGAGUUUGCAGUGUUCAAGAAUGAGCAAAAUGAGAAUUCAAGGAAAAAGAGAGGGCUGCUUGCUGUCUCUAAUGAUGAUGCGGAUGACGAUGGUGACAAUGAGGAGGCUAGACAGACGAAAAAGAAUAAAUCCAGUUUGAAUGCGUGGGAUUCGAUCAUCAAAAGUUUUAACAAGCCAGUUGAUAAGGGACCAUCGAUUCAACUCAUCGAAAAGAAGAGUACAAAUGACAUUAAAGGGAAACCCUCAAUGAAUCCUCUAUUUGAGGGGCUAAAAUUUCAAAUAUAUGGCUUUGAUUCAAAGAGGGAGCCAGUGUUGGUCAGAAUCAUCAGGUCUCACAGUGGGGAGGUAGAGCCAAUAUCUGAAGCGGACAUCAUCUCCAAUGACAGAAACUUGGAUGAUACAGAUUAUAUAUUAAUUCCUCACGAUUUGCACAAUAAGGAAAAUUUGAAUAAAAUCAUUAAUAUUAAGAGACAUGUUGGGAAAUUGACAACCAUUAUCACAGAGUGGUUCAUUGAAAGAUGUUUAUAUUAUAACAAAGUAAAAAGCGACUUAUGGGGAAAACCUAUGGUAUUUAAUAGCCAUGCUAGUAAGUGCCUAGGUACUCUUGAUGAGACUGAAAAGAUAAGGGUCAGCAUCAGUGGAUUUUCAGGAGCGGAAUUAUUGCACUUGGAGAAGCUUAUUAGUUCUCUAGGCCGAUUUGUCAUCUUCAGUGACAAGCUUAACAGAAACUCAAACCUUUUAAUCAUUAAUACUUCAUUAAUUGGGUUGAAUGAGUCAAACUCAAAACGUCUCUUUGAGAAAAAUGAUAAUGAAAUUUGUACUCUAUUGAAAGAUGUUGAAUGUAAUAAGAGCAGUUUACAAUCAAUGAAAAAAAAACUAGUUUUCUGUCAAAAUAACCAAAUUCCUAUUUACUCGAUCAAUUUUCUCUAUGAAUUUUUUCUCGAGUGUUUUGGUGCCAACUACUGUUCCAAAACUUCUUCCGAAUUCGAGCUAAAUAAUUUGAGAUGGUGUAUCUACUAUCCUAAAAAUUUGGGAAAUAAUGACUCCCAGCUUCUAAAGUUUGCAAACAAAGUCUACCCUUCGAAUAAGAAACGUAGUUUAGUCAGAGUUGAUUCGACUCAUCGAAAGAAAGAGUGGGGAAAAUUGUCAGGUAAGGCGUCAGAAUCAUCAUUGAAUCAUGCCGGUGAGGAUGCAAAAAUUGAUGGCAACGAUAAGGACUUAACAAAGGAAAGCGACGAUGCAGUAACUGGGACUCAGAUAGUAUAUGGAAAAGAGAAGCAUGAACCCACUCUGUUGAAACCUACCAAGCGUUCCAGAAGACCAAAUAUCUAUUGA